AUGCUUCUUAUAGUUAAACCGUAUACAUGUGUGAAAACGGAUCUCGAGAGGACCAUCGACACAAUGGUGGCCAGGUAUCUGUCUACGAGCGCGGUGCGGCCGCUGAGGAGAGCCCAAUUCGACGUCAAAGCCAUCGUGAGCCAGGUGUCCCAGCAUGCCGAGGCCAUCCACGCUAGGCAGCUGGUUUCAGGUGGCCAGCUCAUCGCACAGCUGAACGCUUUGCCGCUCCAGAACCAGGAAGCCAAGCACCUGGAUACGCAAAUUGCUGGGGUUCAAACGCGACGGAAGGCCAUUGAACGGCAAAUCAAGCAGGACAAGACCCACAUGCACCAAUUGAAGGGCGAAUUGGUCGAUUUGAAGAACGCGUUCAAGCGUUUAAAUUUGGACCUCACCUCGGUCCGCGAUAGCAUACACGAAACCUGCCUCUCUUUGCCCAACCUGGUCGGCAAAGAUGUGCCGUUGACUGCGCCGCAGGAAGUGUGCAGUAUCAAUCCGAUGCCCAAAUACGUGGCAGAUCCGCAACGCGACCACCACGACAUCAUGGUGCGCAAAAACCUGGUGGACUUCAAGUCGGCCGCUACGGUAAGCGGGAAUUCGUGGUACUACUUGGUGAACGACGGCGCACUAUUGGAGCAGGCAUUGGUGUCGUACGCCACCAAGCGUGCGAGGCAACACGGCUUCUCGAUGUGCCAUCCGCCUAGCAUUGCCAAAAACGAAGUGAUCGAUGCCUGCGGUUUCAGGCCGCGCGACAUGAAUAACGAACAGCAGAUCUACCACUUGGCGGAGGGAGAACUCGGGCUCACUGCCACUGCUGAGAUUUCCCUGGCAGGCAUGCAAAUCGACAGCGUGUUAGAAUUACCUCGCGGUGUCAAGAAACUGUGCGGGGUGAGUAGAAGCUACCGGGCCGAGGCAGGUGCUCGUGGCAAAGACACACGCGGUCUCUAUCGUGUGCACGAAUUCACCAAAGUGGAGUUAUUCUGUUGGGCCCACCCAGACGAAAGUGGUCAAGUGCUUCAAGAUUUGCUGGAGUUGCAAAUGAAACUGGUGUCUGAGCUUGGUCUCAGUGCCAAGGUCCUAAACAUGCCCGCCAACGAUCUGGGCGCUCCUGCCUUCCGCAAAUACGACAUCGAAGCCUGGAUGCCAGGAAGAGGAGCAUUUGGCGAAAUUACGAGUGCGUCCAACUGUACGGAUUUUCAGAGCCGGCGCAUGGGCACCAGAUUCAGGGACCCCGCUACGGGGAAGACUGCAUUUGUGCACACGCUCAACGGAACCGCUAUGGCGGUGCCUCGCAUCAUGGUGGCCAUAGUUGAGAAUUUCUACGACCCAGCGACAGGUAUGGUAAAAAUACCUGAACCGUUGGUUCCGUACAUGGAUGACAAGACCCACAUAUAA
Messenger RNA from Lachancea dasiensis, 1392 nucleotides. The record is from the annotation of a GenBank genome assembly. NCBI's taxonomy places the organism in Eukaryota, Fungi, Ascomycota, Saccharomycetes, Saccharomycetales, Saccharomycetaceae.